Molecule: messenger RNA, 1158 nt
Organism: Rhagoletis zephyria (snowberry fruit fly)
Lineage: Eukaryota; Metazoa; Arthropoda; Insecta; Diptera; Tephritidae
Source: RefSeq, a predicted model, not a curated record
AUGGCUCUGAAGGGCGUUAAAGUUUUGGAGCUUGUUGGUCUUGCACCAGUGCCCUUUUGCGGCCAAAUUUUGCGAGACUUUGGAGCCAAAGUGCUUCGUGUCGACAACAUACUAAAUCCUGUAAGCAGUCAUCUUCAAAUGUUCACUGCUGGAAAAGAUACGGUGAAAUUGAAUCUUAAAUCACCUUCCGGUGUGAAAAUUCUCCACCAGUUGGUCGGCGAACAGCACACUGAUGUGUUUCUUGAUCCCUUUCGACCGGGGGUACUUGAGCGCCUGGACUUGGGUCCUGAGAAGUUAACAAAACUGAAUCCAAAGCUAGUUUACGCAAGAAUUAGCGCUUUCGGUCAAACAGGGCCACUGAAAGCAUCUGCCGGUCAUGACAUUAAUUUCGUUGCGCUAAGUGGUGCCCUCAGUCGAAUCGGGCCGCCCGGAAAGCCGCCAAUUCCCCCGAUUAACUUACUAGCCGACUUUGCCGGUGGAUCAGUGCUCUGUGCCCUGGGCAUCAUGAUGGCGCUGUUUGAGCGAAAUAAAAGUGGCCUUGGUCAGGUGAUUGACCACUCUAUGACCGAAGGGACCGCCUAUCUGAGUACCUUUCUCUGGGAGACCUAUCAAAGACAGCCGGAGUUGUUUUGGCCCAACUUUCCGCAACGAGCUUCAAACAUGCUCGAUGGCGGUGCUCCGUGGUAUCGUUGUUAUGAGACUUCCGAUGCAAAGUACAUGGCCGUCGGUGCACUCGAGGAGAAGUUUUAUCAGCGAUUUCUUGAAGCGAUAGGCUUUGAGGAUCCCAGUGAUGAGUUUCACCAAUUUGGCAUAGAGAAGUGGCCUCAGUUUACCGAAAAGAUUGCCGCCAUCAUGAAGACCAAGACACGAGACCAGUGGACGGAGAUCUUCACUGAAGUGGACGCCUGUGUAACACCGGUGCUGGAGAUUACCGAAACGGCGCAGGCGAAGCUGCACCGCUCGCGAAACGCCUUCAACGCCCAAAGUGGAGUGCCCAAUCCGGCGCCAAAGCUGUCGAGAACGCCUGCUGAGCGGCCACCGGUAGUUGCCACUGAGACGGUGACUAGAACAGUUCUCACUGAGCUGGGCUACAGCGCAGAGUCUAUUCAAAGUCUGAUGGAUGAAGGUGUGGUGGACGAUCCAGAUGCUGAAGACUAA